AUGAGCUUACUCUUCUUUGUUAUCUCUCAAGUUGUGUUGACUCUUUCAAGCUGUCCAUAUGAUAGCUGAGGAUCUGGGUGUAAUAACCCAAAAUUUAUGGUUGAUUCCAAAGUAUGUGCAGCUGGAUGCCCUACACUUUAUCAUUUCUAUCAACAGUAUUUUGAUAUAGGAUUUUUUAACUACUGUAGUAAGCCUACUGGCAGUGAUGCAAUUUUAUUCACAUUAAUACUAUCAAAGGUUCAAGAUUUAACCUUAACUUAUGUGUCAGACCUAAAUGAUUAUAGUAAGAAAUUUGUGAACCCAGGAGGAAUCCCAUAUAUUUCUGAAACACAAAAUUCUCCACUUCCAACUUUAGAUCGUGGCUUUUAUUUUGCUACUACAUCAAGUAUGACAAGCAAUCAGAGCUAUACACCUGGCCUUUAUUUUAUUUUAAAUUUGAUAAUCAAGUCUUUGGGAAGUGGAGAAAUUUUAAAUAUACAAAUAAAUUCAACACAAUAUGUGAGGAUAUGAGCAGAUACCUCUGGCUAUUAUAAAAUUAGUGCAUUAAUUUUUAACGCCAAUGGGGCUCAAAUAGCAGUAUCUGGAGCCUCCUCUGCUAAAUAUUCGUCAUCUUGGCACUCACUCUCAGUUUCUUUAUCUCAGUUGUCUUGUGAUUUAGGCUCCAUAACCUUUUAUAUAGAUUGGAAUGAGGCUGGAACAGCAAUCUUAAGUAGCUCUGAAAUAAGUUUUCCAACUGAGACUUAUAUAUGGACUUUUGGAAAUAAUGGCAGAAACAACUCAUUUAAAGGGUUUAUUUAUUGGAUUCAAGCAAGAGCUGAUAGCAAUAUAAACUAUGGGAUUAUGACUAUCACUAUUGAUUGUACUGAUAAUCAAUAUUGAGAUGGAUUUGCUUGUCAAAAUUGCGAAGCUGGCUGCCAAACUUGGCCUUGGUGCAUUAGAGGCGGUGACUGUAGUUUUUGUAGUUCCCUAUAUUGCAGUUCAUGCUACGGUUAUUCUUUAUCAAUGUGCACAGAUCGUUUUUCUAAUCAAAUACCUAAAAUUUCCCGCUUUGUCUGCUCAACAGGAUGCCAAACUUGUACAGGAAUUGAAUAUCAUGAAUGCACAAGCUGCCAAACUGGCUAUUACUUCCUUAAUAUACAAUGUUUACCUGAAUGCCCAACAGGAUAUAUCCCAAACUCUUCAACAAAAAAUUGUGAUCUUAGUGUGAAUUGAGCGUAUAAUUUUUUAUUUUCUAAUAUAAUACUUUUAAACUCAAUUUCUGGAAUAGACGUAGGAUCAUCGAAUACCAAUUCAUACCCAAAUUAUGACCCUAAUGAUCCUUAUCCAGCUUAUAAUCGGGGAUAUUAUUUUAACUCUAACAGCUACUUAAAAACAAGUUUUAUGCUUGCCCCUUCUAAUUCUAUCACUGCCUGAAUAAGGCCUAUAGCAGCUGGUCUCCUCUUUAUUAAGUAUAUAUCAGGUGCAACUCAAUGGUCUGUGCAAAUUUUGCCUUCAGGACAGCCAAAACUUUCUCUUCUCCUCUCAGACUCUUCUACAACUCUUUCUGUAACAGGUGCUUCAAGCGUCCUAAAUUAUUGAUUUUUCGUUUUAUUUGAAUGUGAUAUUAAUUCUGAUGGGACAACUACUGCAAAAUCUUAUAUUGAUACAACCAACCUGGUCACCUCUUCAACUACAAUUCCUCUUUAUCCAUUAGAUAGCUUUUCAGGGGAUUUAUAUCUAGGGCACUAUAGCUCAGGAUUCACAGGAUUUGCGUGAAAAGUUAAGCUUCGUUGUAUACCAAACUUGUGAGAGAGUCUUUAUGCAUCUUCAGGAUGUUUAGGAAAUUGCACAAAAUGCGCAGGAGAUUUAACUUGUCUGGAUAACUGUUCAAUUAAUCAAUAUUUUGACGGAUCUAUAUGCAAAGACUGCAUAGAUACUUGCACUAAAGGAUGCAGAAAUUCUAAUACCUGCAGAUUAUGCAACACAAAAGAAUGCGCUACCUGCACAGAAUUUUCAGGGGCGAAUUCAUGCCUAACUUGUAUUGCAAAUGCUGUAGAUGAUGGAGCUGGGGGCUGUAAAUGUGCAAAUAAUGCUUUCUGGGUAUCUUCAUCGCAGUCUUGCGAAAUUUGUGAUAAUUUCUGCUCAACUUGUUUGAAAACAGCUUAUUUUGAAUGCUCAGCGUGUUCAGGAACAAAUUUUUUGGUUGGGACAGUCUGCUUUAGUCGCUGUCCUUAUGGGUUUGGAUCUCCCUGCUCACCAGUGUCAACCGCUGUCAUCGAUCUCUCUUUUGAUGGAGAUUUUCUAGGUCAAUACGGACUUUUUGUAACAGGUACAAAUUUCGCAUCUUUUCAGUUUUUUAGUAGCCCUGAGACUCUUGAUCCUAUCCCUGCAUAUAAUCGAGGCUUAUUUUUUGAUGGAACUAAAUAUUUAUCAACCUGAACAAACCCUCAAUUGUUUCAUAGUUUUUCUUUAGGGGCUUGAAUUUAUGUAAUUAUUGAUGGUGGUUGAAUGGAAAAAUCUAUCUUGAUUAAUUAUUCUUCAUUGGGGAGCUUUACUAUUAGACUUCAACUUUGGAAUAAUACCAAUAUUCCUGUAACUUUGUCCUCAUCAGGUCUACUCAACACUUGAAAGUACUUAUCAGUCACCUCUAUUUAUUAUCUAGGGCAAACUACUUUAGCAAUCUAUAUGAAUGGCGCUGCUCUCUCAUCACUUCUAGUUCCAGAUAGGAUUUUUAGAGAUAGUGCCACAAGCACUAUAACAAUUGGAAAGAGCAGCACAUCGGGUUUUGUAGGAUUCGUUAGGUCUUUUCAGAUGUGAAAUACUCCAAUAAAUGAUUUUUCCAGCUAUAUAAAUGCAGCUUGUGGAUCAGGGUCAGCUUGCUUAUGGUCUUGUGAUUUGUAUCAUUAUUAUGAUGGUGCGAACUGUGUAUCCUGCAAUUCAUGCAGCCUUGGAUGUGUAAGGGGAAAUACCUGCAAUAUUUGUUAUGGCUUAUUAUGCUUGAAAUGUACAGGAUUUGACUCAGGAAAAUGCACUCAAUGUGUUAUUAAUGCGAGUUUAAAUGUAGGGGUAUGUGCUUGUAAUCCUGGAUAUGGGGUGUCUUAUGAUGGGCUUUCAUGCAUUGCGUGCUAUACUGGGUGCUCUCAAUGUACAGGCUCAACUUCUCAUGAAUGCAAAGCAUGCUUUUCAGGAUAUUUUUUCUAUGAAGAUACUGGUGAAUGCUUAACUGCAUGCCCAACGGGGUAUAUUGCCAAUCCAGGGACAAAUAUUUGUGUAAAAUGCGAUGUCUCAUGUAAAACAUGCACUUCUGCUAGCUAUUUGGAUUGCUUGGAAUGUGCUGAUAGCUAUUAUAAGGUUACUGGAAUUUGUUUAGGUAGCUGCCCGUCAGGGUAUUCUUUGUCUGCAAAUGGGUGUAUGCUAGUGCAGGAGAAAAUUUUUGACUUAGAUUUGAAUACUCUAAAUGGAAUCAUUUAUGAUAAAGCAAGCUCAAUACCAGUUGCUACGGGCUCUACUAAUUCUUUCAUAAAAAUAAGCAAAUUUGAAAUAGCCCAAAAGCUAUAAUUAAUUUUAAGGAAUUAAAAUAAAAUUUAAAAGCUUUAAAAAAUAGUUUUUAUUAGGGUUAAAAAUGCUAAUAAUAUAGUUAUAGCUCAUAAACCUUUAUGGAUCAGCCUAUUUAAAAUAUAACCGCUCUAAUGGACUUCACAUUGUGUAUAUCAUAGGCCAAGCCCCUCGCUAUUUAGAGAAAUAUUCAGAUUAUAAUGCUAAAAUAGCUCAAUUGUUUGGUAUCUUUAAUUUCUGCUUUUUACAAAAGUACAUAUUUUGAUUUUUUAAAAUGUUUUUGUUAUAUCUCAAUCUUGAUUUUCCUAACUAUAAAAAAAAAUUAUUUUCGCCUUAUAGGUUCUAUCUAUAGCUUCAUAUUUUAAGUAGCAAUAGCAUUCAUUUAUGGCUUUAUUUUCCAUUUUCUGGGCAAGCGCACAUUUUGAUUUUUAAAUUAUUUUAUUUUCUAUAUCAGUUCUAUCUAAGGCAUCAUAUUUUAAUCACUGAAAGGGAGAGUAAUAAAUUUUAUCCAGAUUAUGAACCUGACGACCCAAUCCCUGCUUAUCUGAGAGGAUUCUGAUUUAAUGGUCAGUCUUCAGUUUUAAGGCUACCUGAAUUUUCAAAUUAUACAUAUCCAAAACUCAUUAUAGCCCCAACCUUUACUAUUUCUAUAUGGCUAAACACCGAAACAUCAUUCUCAGCUCUAUUGUCAAAAAAUAGCAUUUCUGAUAAUUACUCACUCCUCCCUUGACUAGAUGCAAAACUAUUGGAAAAAAUCUAAAAUUACUCCUUUUUGGUGAGCAAAUUUUUUUUGGAUUUGACAUAUAAUGAAUAUUAUAAUGUAGUCUCAAGCUGAUUUUGCUUAAAUUUUAGAUAGCUUACAUAAAAAAAUUCAUAAAAAAUAACCCCUUAUCUAUCAGAAAACAAAUUUUUAUGGAGUCAGCUCUUUAUUUUAUCUCAUUAAUAAGCAGUAAACCUGCAAUUUCUCUUCUAAUAAGCUCAUCCCCUUUCUUUUACUCAUGUCAAGCAACACUCAACAACUAUGAAUGAAGCCAUAUUGUAUAUACAUUAGAAGUUGCUCAAAAUGGGUAUAAUAAGAUUUCCUGCUAUAUAAAUGGAAUGCUUGAUUCAUCAGGAAUGACAGGAUAUGGAGCUUUUCUUGAUAUAGGCCCUCAUACCACAAUGACUAUAGGAGCUCAAAUAAGCUCAUCAGCAGUUUAUAAUUUUUAUCAAGGCUUUAUUUAUACUAUUCAAAUAUUUAAUACAGUAAAAUCAAUAUCUAGUCUAUCGACAACAUCUUGCACCGAACCCUGCAGUGUUUGCCCAAUAAGCCAAAUCUGCAUUCCAAACUGUAAAAUAAAUGAAUAUUGGAGUGGUCCUGCUUAUAAUAAAUGCUAUAGUUGCAAUAUUAAAUGCAAGAAAACCUGCAGAGACUGGCGAUCUGCAUGUUCACUUUGUAGUAAUUUAUUAUGCGACAUCUGCACUGAUUAUUCAGCUUCUGGAUGCUCAGCUUGCAAAGAGUAUGCAAUUAAUCCUGAUUCCUGUAUCUGUGACAUAAAUUAUGUAUUAGAUGCUUCUAAUAAUAGCAGCUGCAUUCCUCUUGAGGCUGGCGGAUUUAGAGAUCCUAGUGGAAUUUUUUAUCCUUGUCCAAAUUACUGCACUAUUUGUGAAUCCCUUACUAAAUGCUCUGCUUGUGUAGAAAAUGCGAGUCUAAUUAAUAAUCUCUGUUAUUGCAAUAUAGUCUAUAACGGUACUAAAAAUUGUAUUUUAGUUCCUUUUUCAGCAAAACUCACCGUUUUAUCAGAUAAUUCUCUCUAUCUCACUUUUUCAGACAGUCUUGCUAAAAUCCUUACUACAAAUGAUUUUACCAUAAAAAUUGCAAAGCUAGGAAAUAUUUCCUAUAAAUUUGAGCAAGUAAAUAAUACUUGUUAUUAUAUUACUUUAAAAAUUUCAGAAGAAGUAUCUAAAGGGACAUUAGCUACGCUUGAGUUUUUAAAUUUGACAGAAGUGAGAUCAGUCUCAAAUGGGCUCUUAAAUUCGUCAGAAAUUUCAGCAUCUUUAAAUUCUUAUGACCCUGCGCCAUAUUCGCCUACUAUUGCUGCAGUCAGUUCUCAAGCAGAAGCAAUAGCUCAGACGACUGUUGCUGUAGCUGCUGCUUUAUCGAUUAUCAAUCCUAAUCCGAGCUCUCUAUGGAGCAUGAUGAAUACUUUACAAAUCCUCAGUUACUUGACAUUAUCAGGGAUCCCUUUGUCUAAAAAAAUAAGAGCCUUUUUGAAUAGCUUGAACUCCUUUAGCUUAUUCCCAAAUGCAUUUAUAUAUAUUACGAAUGAAGAUGAAGGAAAAACUCUUUAUUCUCAAGCAAAAGAGUUUGGUUUUGAGACUGAUCUGAUACUAUUAAAUACUGGAAAUGAUUUUACGCUUAUAUUGGCUUCAUUUUUAGCUUUUCCUAUUAUUUUAUUUUUUUCUCGAUGCUCAUUCAGAUGAAUUGGUAAGAAAUUUACGAAAACUGUUAAGGCUUAUCAGUUUGCCUUUUAUUUGAGAUUUUGGAUGCAAUGCUAUUUAGAACUAGGAGCAGCUGCAAGUAUUGGACUUAUUACUUUUGGAUUUAAUAAUAUCACUCAGAUAGCGAAUUUUCUUAUAUGUAUAGCUAUUUAUAUUUUGCAUGCUAUUACUCCAGCAGUGUUUUUUUGGCUUUCUUAUAAAAAUAAAAAUAGGAUCCAGUCACGAGAAAAAACCUUUAAUAGACGAUUUAGCUCGUUUUUUUAUGAAUUUCGAACUGAUCGAGGGUUACUUGCAACACAGUAUUAUUUUGUAUUUUUUAUAAGGAGACUUAUCUAUAUCAUAAGUUUGGUCUUCUUAAGAAACUAUCCACAAACUGAAGUAACAAUUAAUGUCAUUCUUUCAAUAAUGACUAUAAUGCAUUUAAUUUUCUUUUGGCCAUUUAAAGACUCUACUUUACAAAUUUGUAAUUUAUUGACUGAAAUAGGUAUUUUUUUCAUAAUGACCGCUAUUUCUGUUUAUUUAUUUAAUUUAGACCAAGAAAUUUUGUCAAUUAUUGAGGAAGCGAUUGUAGCAAUUGUAAUAGCUAUUAUGGGAAUUCAGAUUUUAGCUUCAAUAGUUAUUUCUGUAAGGACGUUAUAUAAGAUUAUCAAAUAUAAGCUAGAAAAACAAAAUUUUUUAAAGGUCAAUUCAUGCGAGAUAACAAAAAUUAAAUAA
Molecule: messenger RNA, 6729 nt
Organism: Blepharisma stoltei
Lineage: Eukaryota; Ciliophora; Heterotrichea; Heterotrichida; Blepharismidae
Source: the annotation of a GenBank genome assembly